Austrofundulus limnaeus is the source of this 1358-nucleotide messenger RNA. It is a transcript of the gene csgalnact2, whose product is annotated as chondroitin sulfate N-acetylgalactosaminyltransferase 2. Gene Ontology annotation, cellular component: Golgi cisterna membrane. Lineage: Eukaryota; Metazoa; Chordata; Actinopteri; Cyprinodontiformes; Rivulidae. Gene Ontology annotation, molecular function: glucuronosyl-N-acetylgalactosaminyl-proteoglycan 4-beta-N-acetylgalactosaminyltransferase activity. The record is from RefSeq and is a predicted model, not a curated record.
GAUCUGGACUGGGACCACAGUGAUCUGGACUGGGACCACAGUGAUCUGGACUGGGACCACAGUGAUCUGGACUGGGACCACAGUGAUCUGGACUGGGACCAACAGAACCAGCCUCAGCCGUUGAUGCACGUGGACAUGGCAGACCUUCAGCACGGACACCAUGUGAGUCGGACCUGGACUCGGCUGUAGCAGGUCCCGGGACGUGAUGCCCAGGCGGGGCUUGUUGUCUCUCCAGGGUCGGGUCCGCUGGCUCUUCCUGGGCCUGUUCCUGCUGCUGGUGCUGCUGCUGUUUGCGUACCUGCUGGAGUGCACGCCGCCCGCAGACGUGGGCCUGGUCCGGCCCGGCCCGGCAGGGGAGGCCUACGGGAAGGAGUACUACCAGGCCCUGCUGCAGGAGCACGAGGAGCGCCACCUGAGCCGCGCCUCCAGCCUGAAGCGGCAGAUCGCUCAGCUGAAGCAGGAGCUGCAGGAGAUGAGCGAGAAGCUGAAGCUGAUGCAGGACAGGAAGGAGCCCCCGGGGGUCCAGGGUCUGGGGGAGAACAAGGACCAGGAGCCCGGAGACCUGCUGGAGUACCUGCACUCCCAGAUCGACAAGGCCGAGGUGAACACGGGGGCCCGCCUGCCCAGCGAGUACGCCCUGGUUCCCUUCCAGAGCUUCACCUCCUCCAAGGUGUACCAGCUGGAGAUGGGCCUGACCCGGCACCCGGAGGAGAAACCGGUCCGCAAAGACCGCAGGGACGAGCUGGUGGAGGUCCUGGAGGCGGCGCUGGACAUCAUCAACAACCCCGACGAGGAGGACGGCGUGGAGGACGACGUUCCCAUGCAGCGGCAGACGUACACCGACGGUCACUUCACAGAAGGACUGUACCGGACGGAGCGAGACAAAGGGACGCUGUACGAGCUCUUCUUCGCCCAGGAGGAGUCCAGCAGCUUCCGUCACGUCACGCUCUUCAGACCGUUCGGGCCCAUCAUGAAGGUCCGCAGCUCGUCUGUGGACACGUCAGGGAUGAUCGUCAACAUCAUCGUUCCUCUGGCGGGCCGGGUCGAAACCUUCUUGCAGUUCUUACACAACUUCAGGCAGGUGUGCGUUCAGCAGGACAGACGGGUUUAUCUUACCGUGGUUUAUUUUGGACAGGAAGGUCUUCAGGACGUGAAGUCGUCUUUGGAGAAAAUGUCCAGCGAGGAGAGCUUCUCCAACUACACUCUGAUCCCCGUGUACGAGGAGUUUUCCCGUGGUCGGGGUUUGGACAUCGGAGCCCACGCAUGGGACAGAGGGGACGUCCUGAUGUUUUUCUGUGAUGUGGACAUUCAUUUUACACUGGAGUUCCUCAACACCUGCCGUCUCCAUGCUGCUCCCA